Molecule: messenger RNA, 957 nt
Organism: Parnassius mnemosyne (clouded apollo)
Lineage: Eukaryota; Metazoa; Arthropoda; Insecta; Lepidoptera; Papilionidae
Source: the annotation of a GenBank genome assembly
AUGAGUGUUUCAAGAACGCCGCCAAGUGGAUGUUCCUCAUCACAUCCAGAUUUAUCCAAAAUACACGAUGAUGUUCCUACUAAUAUUGUGCAAAGGAAACGAAAAUCACCAGAUUGUCACUGUAAUUAUCAAGAAAUACUGUCUGACUUUCAAAAUAAAAUAAUGAGUUCUUUUCAGUCUGUUCUUGAAACCCAAAACGAAAAAAUAAAUAGCACUUUAAACGCAUUACGCGAUGACCUAUUUAUAUUUAGACAAGAAAUAAGUGAGAUAAACGUCACUAUUCAAAAACUAUCGGAGGAGCAAUCGUCAAUCAAAAAAGAAGUUGACCAGUUGAUAUCAAAUAAUAAUAUUAAUAAUCACAAGAUAAAAUCAAUCAUGAAUGAUGCUGAAGAAUCACGAUCAAUUAUUAAUCAUCUUUCUCAACAACUUCGCUUUAAGGAGCAGCAGGGAAGAAUAAAUAACUUGGAAUUAUCUGGGAUACCUACCGUGAAAGGAGAAAAUCUGAUGAGUAUUGUCCAUAAAAUAGCAAAUAAGAUUGGGUUUUCUUUAGCUUCGACGGAUAUUGAUAGCAUACACCGUGUGCAGCGUUUUAUUCCGAAAAACAAAAAGGACGCAGCUUCGUACAAUGGUCAACCCUCACGCGAUUUAUCUUCAAUACCCAAUAUCAUCGUGAGGUUCACGCAAAGACAACGUAAGAGAGAAAUGCUUGCUGCUGUGCGCGCCCGGAGAGGUUUAACCACCGCUGAUGCUGGAUUGGACGGCCCAUCCAAACCAAUCUUCAUAAGUGAUCACUUAACACCAGAUAAUAAACUUUUAUAUAAGCAAGCUCGGCUUCUCGUCAAAGAAAAUAAUUACAAGUAUAUUUGGUUGUCCGAAUGUAAGAUUAUGGUACGUAAAAACGACACUUCUAAAGCCUUACUAGUAUCUUGCCAAGCUGAUCUUAUGAAAAUAAAAUGA